AACCCGCACUACUUCACCCGGAAAAGGAGGGCCAAAGGAAACGACAGCGAAGAAAUUGUUGUGUACUGUUCGCACAAUAGUUUAGACAUUAUUUAUCUAUUUUUGAUAAUCCAGCAGGUUUCUAGCCCUCCACCCUUUUGAGGUUCACGUGCAGCUGCGUUUGGCCUCGUCGAGCUCGCCGGAGAGAUGUCGGUCGUGCCCCCCAGUCGCUCGAACGCCGGCUGGCCGCGCGGAGGAGCCGUUCAGUUCGGGAACAAAUACAUCAGCGGGCCCGCGAAACCCCUGUCUCUAGAGAGGACCAUCAACCUAUACCCUCUAACCAACUACACAUUCGGCACCAAAGAGCCUCUGUAUGAGAAGGACAGUUCAGUGGCCGCCCGGUUCCUGCGGAUGCGGGAAGAGUUUGAGAAAAUGGGAAUGCGGAGGACAGUUGAGGGCGUUCUCAUCGUCCACGAACACAGGCUGCCUCAUGUGUUACUGCUGCAGCUGGGCACCACUUUCUUCAAACUGCCCGGAGGAGAGCUGAGUCCUGGAGAGGAUGAAGUGGAGGGUCUGAAACGCCUGAUGACAGAGAUCCUCGGACGGCAGGACGGCGUGAAGCAGGACUGGGUGAUAGACGACUGCAUUGGCAACUGGUGGCGCCCCAACUUUGAGCCUCCACAGUAUCCAUAUAUCCCAGCACACAUCACCAAACCUAAGGAGCAUAAGAAGCUGUUCCUGGUUCAGUUGCAGGAAAAAGCGCUGUUUGCUGUCCCCAAAAACUAUAAACUGGUGGCAGCACCGUUGUUUGAAUUGUAUGACAAUGCUCCUGGCUAUGGACCAAUCAUUUCCAGCCUACCACAGCUUUUGAGCAGGUAUAGUUUGUGUCACUGUGUAAGUAGCUAAGUGAGACACUCUGGGUUUUUUUUUUUUCCUGUUGAUUGUGCCUGUUGUUGAAUUAAAAACUGAAGGGCUGGAUUAGAAUAUAGUUAUGUGAACUGUCUUUAUCAAGGAUGUAAACUUGUCGAUAAAACUUGUACAACCUGUAACUUUUAUAAAAAAUUCAAUUGUUUUCUUUCAUGUUUGGAGUGUAACAUAAUAAACAUUUUUAUCAACACCA
Molecule: messenger RNA, 1099 nt
Organism: Notothenia coriiceps (black rockcod)
Lineage: Eukaryota; Metazoa; Chordata; Actinopteri; Perciformes; Nototheniidae
Gene: nudt21
Product: nudix hydrolase 21
Exons: 6
Coding region: 187-885 (232 amino acids)
Biological process (GO): mRNA 3'-end processing
Cellular component (GO): mRNA cleavage factor complex
Molecular function (GO): mRNA binding
Source: RefSeq, a predicted model, not a curated record